This is a messenger RNA of Leptonychotes weddellii (Weddell seal), 2297 nucleotides long. The record is from RefSeq and is a predicted model, not a curated record. Lineage: Eukaryota; Metazoa; Chordata; Mammalia; Carnivora; Phocidae.
UGACACGUUUCCUUUCAAGAUGGCGGAUAAUCUCCCUUCGGAGUUUGAUGUGAUCGUAAUAGGGACGGGUUUGCCUGAAUCCAUCAUUGCAGCUGCAUGUUCAAGAAGUGGCCAGAGGGUUCUGCAUGUUGAUUCAAGAAGCUACUAUGGUGGAAACUGGGCCAGUUUUAGCUUUUCAGGAAUACUGUCCUGGCUAAAGGAAUACCAGGAAAAUAGUGAUGUUGUGAAUGAAAGCCCAGCCUGGCAAGAGCAGAUUCUUGAAAAUGAAGAAGCCAUUGCUCUUAGCAGGAAGGACAAAACCAUUCAACAUGUGGAAGUGUUUUGUUAUGCCAGUCAGGAUUUACAUGAAGAUGUUGAAGAAGCUGGUGCACUGCAGAAAAAUCAUGCUUCUGUGAUAUCUGGAAGCCCCACAGAAACUGCACAUUCUGCCUAUCUGCCUUCGGAAGAUGAGUCAUUAUGCACUGGGAGCUGUGAAAUGCCCACAGAACAAACUCCAAGCAGUGAUCUAGAGACUGCCCUAGAAAUAAACGAUGUGGGAGUAACAGGGGAAAAAGAAAAACAUUAUGACGAUAAAACUUGUGUGAAGUCAGCUUCAGAAGAAGAAACAAGUGAAAAUGUGCCUACAGCAGAAGACACUGCAUUGCCACCAAAGAAAAAUAGGAUUACUUACUCACAAAUUAUUAAAGAAGGCAGGAGAUUUAAUAUUGAUUUGGUAUCAAAAAUGGCGGUUAUGGUUAUGGAUGGUUAUGGCUUAGAAGUGGCCACAGGGAAUGGGUGGCGGCUCCACCUAGGGAUUACUGAGGUCGUGUUUGUGGAAGAGGUAGAUUCCUUCAUGAAACAGCAUGGGAAUGAGACUGCAGAUACAGUACUAAAGAAGCUGUAUGAAAAGUACCAGAAGAUGUGUGCAGUGUUUGGUGGAAUCUAUUGUCUUCGCCAUUCAGUACAGUGCCUUGUUGUGGACAAAGAAUCCAGAAAAUGUAAAGCAAUCAUAGAUCAGUUUGGUCAGAGAAUAAUCUCUAAGCAUUUCCUUGUGGAGGACAGUUACUUUUCUGAGAACACAUGCACACAUGUACAAUACCGGCAGAUUUCCAGGUCAGUCCUGAUUACAGACAGAUCUGUACUAAAAAUGGAUUCAGAUCAACAGGUAAUUUUACUGAAUAUUCCUGCUGAAAAAAAAGGGAAGUUCAUCAUCAGGAGAAUAGAUAUUAUUUCUUCUUUGAAUGUUUGUCAGAGAAAGACAUAUUUGGUUCAUUUGACUUGUACAUCUUCUAAAACAGCAAGAGAAGAUUUAGAACCAGUUGUGCAGAAAUUGUUUACUCCAUAUACUGAAACGGAGAUAGAAAAUGAAGAAGUUGAAAAACCAAGACUUCUGUGGGCUCUUUACUUCAAUAUGAGAGAUUCUUCAGAUGUCAGCAGGAACUCUUAUAAUGAUUUACCGUCCAACGUUUAUGUCUGCUCUGGCCCAGACUGUGGUUUAGGAAAUGAUAAUGCAGUCAAACAGGCUGAAACACUUUUCCAGCUAAUCUGCCCCAAUGAAGACUUCUGUCCACCCCCACCAAAUCCUGAAGACAUUAUCAUUGAUGGGGACAGUUUACAAUCAGAGGCUUCUGAAUUCAGUGUCCUACCAGAAGCUAACUCAGAGACUCCCAAGGAAAGCACAAGCCUGGGAAACCCAGAGGAGGCCUCUCAGUAAUGGAUAUAUGCCAAACUGAAUACCCCACUUUGGAAAUUCCUCCUGGCCUCAGAGUCUUCUUCAUGGAAGAACUAUUUGAAAAAUGUUAGAAAACAGCAGCCAGUUGACAUACAUAAUUACCAAGAGAAGCAGGUCAUAGAAAUCCAAAAGGGGAUUUUCCUUAAAGAGGACAUUGUAAGAACACAAAACACUUAUAAAGCACAUUGGCUUACCUGCUUUAAGUUACCAAACCUGUAGAAUUAGCAGAUAAAUAUAAAUGGAUGGGUUCCCAGGAGUAUAGUAGCUAUGGAUAUGAAAGUGUACCUAUGCAUUGUUAAUAAUUCUGUCAUAUUCAGAAAGCUUUUGCUUACCUCUUUGGAUCUUUGUUUGAAAGCCGCAUCUUCAGAAUCAGGUCACAUAUUUCCUUUGAUUAUUUUAAUUCUAUUUUCUUCAUGGGUAUGGGCAUGAUGACACCAAUGAUAAAAGCACACGUAAAUGUAGUUGAGGAAAGCUAAAGUAUCAUGAUCUAGGCAGGAGCCUAUGUUUGGAAUAGAGGUUUGGUUUGUUUUCUAUCUUGAGAACUCUUGAAAAUGCCAAUAUUAAAGUACACAUUUUUACAAAUAAA